Eruca vesicaria subsp. sativa (arugula) is the source of this 570-nucleotide messenger RNA. Lineage: Eukaryota; Viridiplantae; Streptophyta; Magnoliopsida; Brassicales; Brassicaceae. The record is from the annotation of a GenBank genome assembly.
AUGAGGAGGAGAGAGAAGCUCAAGAUUAAGAAGGCGAUUGAGAAAGGGAACAUGGAUGGUGCUCGGAUCUACGCGGAGAACGCUAUUCAUCUCCGUCUCGCUUCUCGUCUCGACGCUGUUGUUGCUCGGUUAAAUGCUCAGGCUAAGAUGGCCACCAUCACCAAAUCUAUGACUAACAUAGUUAAAUCCCUUGAAUCUUCCCCACAGGGAUUAGGUGAGAUUGCAGAUGCAAUGUUCCAACAGGUUUCAGGGUUCUCAUCGAGAUAUAUUGAGGCAAUGCAAUAUGCUUCUCCACAAGCUUUGUGGAACGCAUUGGUUGGAACAAAAAGCCCUUCUUUUACACAAAACCAAGGUGAAGGGAGAGUUCAACAGUUCAUGGAUUACAUUGCGGAUCUAGGCAGCAAAAAGAUAGGUAAUCUACAAAAGAUGUCAGAGACGAUGGAUUCAUUUGAACAGCAGUUUGUUAACAUGGAGGUACAAGCUGAGUUCAUGGAGAACACCAUGGCUGAGGAGAAAGUUGAUGAGGAUGACUUGUCCAGGAGGCUUGCAGAGCUCAAGGCCAGAGAAUGA